This is a messenger RNA of Sarcophilus harrisii (Tasmanian devil), 1404 nucleotides long. RefSeq names its product general transcription factor IIH subunit 2 (gene GTF2H2). Gene Ontology annotation, cellular component: transcription factor TFIIH holo complex; transcription factor TFIIH core complex. The transcript is spliced from 16 exons. Gene Ontology annotation, biological process: nucleotide-excision repair; regulation of transcription by RNA polymerase II; DNA-templated transcription. Lineage: Eukaryota; Metazoa; Chordata; Mammalia; Dasyuromorphia; Dasyuridae. Gene Ontology annotation, molecular function: zinc ion binding. The record is from RefSeq and is a predicted model, not a curated record. The coding region runs from base 190 to 1377 and encodes 395 amino acids.
AAGCCGUUUAAAUCUGAGGAAAACGACCUGGGGCAGAAUCCCCAAUAAGGGUGGUGAAGAGCGUUGGCCUCUGACCCCAGGCUCCUAAUAAGUAUGCAUUGUGGAUGGCGAAUGAAUGGGCUUGGAAGCCAGGAGCGGUGCGCCCACAGGGUGUUUACUUCUUGAUAAUUGGAGCUACCAAAGGGGAAAAUGGAUGAAGAACCCGAAAAAACAAAACGCUGGGAAGGGGGCUAUGAAAGAACAUGGGAAAUUCUUAAAGAAGAUGAGUCUGGAUCACUUAAAGCUACCAUAGAAGACAUUCUCUUCAAGGCCAAGAGAAAAAGAGUAUUUGAGCACCAUGGGCAAGUUCGACUUGGAAUGAUGAGACAUCUUUAUGUAGUUGUAGAUGGAUCAAGAACUAUGGAAGACCAAGACUUAAAGCCUAAUAGACUGACAUGUACUUUAAAGUUACUAGAAUACUUUGUGGAGGAAUAUUUUGAUCAGAAUCCUAUUAGUCAGAUUGGGAUAAUCGUAACUAAGAGUAAGAGAGCUGAAAAGCUGACAGAACUCUCAGGGAAUGCGAGGAAGCAUAUAACCUCUCUCAAGAAAGCAGUAGAUAUGACAUGUCAUGGAGAGCCAUCUCUCUACAAUUCCUUAAGCCUGGCCAUGCAGACUCUAAAACAUAUGCCAGGGCACACAAGUAGAGAAGUCCUUAUCAUCUUUGGCAGUCUUACUACCUGUGAUCCAUCUAACAUCUAUGAUUUAAUCAAGAGUUUAAAGGCAGCUAAAAUUAGAGUGUCUGUUAUCGGCUUGUCUGCAGAAGUUCGAGUUUGCACUGUACUUGCCCGUGAAACUGGUGGAACAUACCAUGUUAUUUUAGAUGAAAGUCAUUAUAAAGAACUCCUAACACAUCAUGUUAGUCCUCCACCUGCCAGUUCAAGUUCUGAAUGCUCUCUUAUUCGUAUGGGUUUUCCUCAGCACACUAUUGCCUCUUUGUCUGAUCAGGAUGCUAAACCUUCUUUUAGCAUGGCCCAUUUGGAUAGCAGUACUGAGCCAGGCCUUACAUUAGGAGGGUACUUCUGUCCACAGUGUCGGGCAAAGUACUCCGAACUUCCAGUUGAAUGCAAAAUCUGUGGUUUAACGUUGGUAUCUGCUCCCCAUCUGGCACGGUCUUAUCAUCAUCUGUUUCCCUUGGAGGCUUUUCAAGAAGUUUCUUUGGAAGAAUAUAAUGGAGAGAGAUUUUGUCAGGGAUGCCUAGGGGAAUUAAAAGAUCAACAUGUUUAUAUUUGCACUGUGUGCCAAAAUGUAUUCUGUGUGGACUGUGACUUGUUUAUUCAUGAUUCUCUGCAUUGUUGCCCUGGUUGUAUUCAUAAGAAUCCAGCUCCUACUGGUGUGUGACAGCAUCUUUUCCUACAUCUUCUAUUU